GAUCAUUUCCUUUGUGUUUCCUGAGCGCCUGGGUGGGCAAGAGUCCCGCCUGUCCUGGGUUCGUUCUUUCAUUAUUAUUUUUAUCUCCCUGUUGAGGUGAAUAUUAACGGGAUAUCAUACGAAAUCGCGUAGUCGUGGGAAAUAUUUCGCUGAUAAAUGGAGUCCAGUGAUACAGAAAGGGAUGGAGGCUCCCCAGACAAUUUGUCACCUGAUGUAGGAAAGCGAAUGGAGCAUUGUGAUCCUGCAAAAUCUCCUAAGACAUUAAAACAUUAUUCCAGAUCUCGAUCUCGUUCGAAGGAGAGGAAACAUGACUCAAGAAAACACAGAAGUCGAAGCAGAAGCAAAGAGGGAAGAAGACAUGAGCUCAAAGAGAAGUCAUCUAAGAAACAUAGAUCUGAUGAAAACGACAAAGAUUAUACUGAUAAGAUGAGAGAGAGGCUUAGUUCAUCUGAAAAUGGAGAUGAAAGGCACCGACGUAAAGAGAGGAAGUCAUCAAAGGGCAGAAGUCAUUCAAGGUCCAGAUCACGUGAGAGACGUCAUCGUAGUAAAAGCCGCGACAGAAGAAAGUCCCGAUCAAGAAGUAGGGAGAGAAAAAGACGUCCACGUUCUCGAUCAAGAUCCAAGCAUAGGCAUAGAAGCAGGAGCAGAAGUCGGGAUAAGAAAAAGAGGAUAGAAAAGCCUCGAAGACACAGUAGGAGUGGAAGUCGAACACCACCAAGUCCUCCAGCUUUUCGAGGUCGAAAUACAGCUAUGGAUGCACAAGAGGCCUUAGCGAGAAGGUUGGAAAGGGCAAAAAAGUUACAGGAACAGCGUGAAAAAGAAAUGGUUGACAAACAGAAGCAACAAGAAAUAGUAGCAGCAGGAGGUGGAUCUGUCAUCAAUGUAGCAGCUCUUUUGGCUUCAGGAACACAAGUAACUCCUCAAAUUGCUAUGGCGGCACAGAUGGCUGCUCUCCAGGCAAAGGCAUUAGCAGAAACUGGUAUUUCUGUUCCCAGCUAUUAUAAUCCAGCAGCUGUAAACCCAAUGAGAUUUGCAGAGCAGGAGAAAAAACGGAAAAUGCUUUGGCAAGGCAAAAAGGAAGGGGUCAAAAACCAAAAAUCUCAGUCAGCAGAAAUUUGGGAAAAACUAAAUUUUGGAAACAAGGACCAAAAUGUAAAAUUUCGUAAGCUUAUGGGCAUCAAGAAUGAAGAAGAGGCUGGGACUAGUUCAGGUGAUCCUGAAAGCUUCAAGACUUUAAAGCAACAAGAAGAAGUUUUUAGAAACCUGGAUGCUCAGUAUGAAAUGGCAAGAUCGCAGACUCACACCCAAAGAGGGGUUGGCUUGGGAUUUUCAUCAAUGCGAGGAAUGGAUACAGUCUGAGGAAUAUUUGGAUUUUAAAAUCUUUACAGUUUGGACUUAAAUUCAUUAUGUUGUAACCAAAAAGCUAGCAUUCUAGCUUGCAUGGAUGUUGCAUUGACUUUAACUUAUUAAAGAACACUUUGUAAAUAUUUCAGUUAUGCUGGUGUUAGUGAUACCUGAUUAUGUCCAUUUUUAUUUAGUAAAAUGUGUAUAGGAAACUGUUUUUAGUUUAAAUGUUUCUACUUUUCAGCUGUAUAAAAAUUGAUAAAGGCAUAUUUAUGGGUUGUGCCCUGUCUUCUAAUGAAAUAGAUGAAAUACCAUCUUCAAAUGUAAACCUAUUGUGAACUGUUGCUUUAGUCUGUCAAAUGGCAUAUAACACAGAACAGAAAUGGAUAUCAAUAAAGAUAUUUAUUCUGUUUAAUAAUGUGUUUUAGAGAAGUUUGUCGACAGAGUUUUUUUUUUCCUUUGUCGGUUAUUUGAAAAUGUCAGUUUACAUUUCUACUAUACUAGUCCCUGCAUUCUUGAAAAAAAAAAAGUACUUUUUCAUGUAACCUAUUUUGGGGUGUUUUGUUUUUUAAAAGAAAAUUUACUAGCCCUUUUAGGUUGGUUUGCUUUGUUUCAAGGUUGUACAUCAUGGGUUGGCCAUGUUCCAUUAUAUUUGUAUAUUUUAAUUGUCCAUGCAUUUUGUUAUAAGUUGUUAGAAUGUUUUUGUUUCUUUUUUGUUUUUCAAUGGACGACUAGAGCAGAGGAACAUAUAGAAUAAACCUUGUAAAUGCUUCUUA
This is a messenger RNA of Bombina bombina (fire-bellied toad), 2120 nucleotides long. RefSeq names its product arginine and serine rich coiled-coil 2 (gene RSRC2). Bases 157 to 1359 code for a protein of 400 amino acids. Lineage: Eukaryota; Metazoa; Chordata; Amphibia; Anura; Bombinatoridae. The transcript has 10 exons. The record is from RefSeq and is a predicted model, not a curated record.